Molecule: messenger RNA, 3462 nt
Organism: Lotus japonicus
Lineage: Eukaryota; Viridiplantae; Streptophyta; Magnoliopsida; Fabales; Fabaceae
Exons: 2
Coding region: 1-3462 (1153 amino acids)
Molecular function (GO): nucleic acid binding; RNA-DNA hybrid ribonuclease activity
Source: RefSeq, a predicted model, not a curated record
AUGGUCAUUUCACAUUCUAUCCUAUGUGGUCUUACUGAUGCGGGUUACUCGAGCUACCGUUUCACUUGGUCCAAUAAGCGAAGCAUACCUGCAUCCAUUGAGGAACGUCUUGAUUAUGCUCUCAUUAAUGAGAGUUGGAGGGCCCUUUGGCCGUGUGUGGAGGUCUCUCAUCUUCCUAGACUGAGUUCAGAUCAUAAUCCCAUCCUAGUCUCAUGCGGGCAUCGCAGAACAGAAGUUAGUCGCUCAGGCUCACGGAUGUUCAGAUUUGAAGAGGUGUGGCUACAGGAUGGUGAUGAGUGUGCAGAGAUAGUGGCCGCGAUAUGGUCUGGAGAGCAUGGGGACAUUACUGGAAAAAUUGCUAACAUUGGAGAAGCUCUUCAAGCAUGGGGGAGAGAAAAGUAUGGCGCUAUUCCAAAAAAGGUGUCAGCUAUGAAAACCCGCCUUCAGAAUCUCCACAAUAGUGUUCAGACAGAGGUGGUGGUAGCUGAGAUGAGGUCUACAGAGGCUGAGCUGGAUAAUUUGUUAAAACAAGAAGAGAUCCUUUGGAGCCAGAGGUCUAGAGCCACUUGGUUGCGCCAUGGGGACCGAAACACAAAAUUUUUCCAUCAGAAAGCGACCCAGCGCAGGAAGAGGAAUAAAAUUGAAGAAUUAGUGGAUGACGACGGGAGAAAAUGGACGGAUAUCAAUAAUAUUGCUAGGGUUUUAACUGACUAUUUCUCUCAACUUUUCAGCACGUCUAAUCCAACGGAGAUAGAGGGAGCCACUAGUCUCGUGGCAAACCGUAUCACGGAGGGCCAUUUGGCCGUUUUGAACUCCCCCUUUACUAGGGAGGAGGUGGAAGAGGCUAUCUUCCAUAUGCAUCCGACAAAGGCUCCUGGCCUUGAUGGUUUACCGGCGCUUUUCUUUCAGAAAUUUUGGCACAUACUCGGAGAUGAUGUCUCUAAUUUUUGCCUGGAGGUGUUGCACAACAUAAUUUCACCAGGUUCGAUUAAUAAAACUCUUAUUGUUUUGAUUCCUAAAAUUAAAAAAUCUGUUCAUGCAACCCAGUUUAGACCUAUUAGCUUAUGUAACGUUAUUUUUAAAAUUAUUACAAAAACUAUUGCUAAUAGGUUAAAGAUUGUCUUAUCUGAUAUUAUUGUUGGGCCUCAAAGUGCUUUUGUUCCAGGACGUUUAAUUACAGAUAAUGCACUUGUGGCAUAUGAGUGUUUUCACUUGAUGAAAAAGAAAAUGUAUGGCCGUAAUGGCAUGAUGGCUUUAAAGUUGGAUAUGUCCAAGGCCUACGAUAGGGUCGAAUGGCCGUUUCUUCAGAGUGUGCUUCAUCAGAUGGGUUUCCCUUCUGCAUGGGUGUCACUAAUUAUGGCCUGUGUGACGACAGUUCAGUUUCAGGUGAUGCUUAAUGGCAAUCCACAGGUUCCAUUUGAUCCAGGCAGAGGGUUGAGACAAGGGGAUCCCCUCUCCCCUUAUUUAUUUAUACUUUGUGGGGACGUUUUCUCUGCUCUGAUUCAAAAAGAGAUUGUUGCUUCAUCUCUUCAUGGCAUUAAGAUUGCCCGUUCGCCAUCUGCUCCUAUGAUCUCACAUCUUCUUUUUGCAGAUGACAGUGUAGUUUUUGCUAGAGCCACUAUGGAGGAAGCUCACACUAUUCGUAAUGUCCUUGCUUCCUAUGAGCAAGUUUCUGGCCAGGUCAUUAAUUUUGACAAAUCUAUGCUAUCCUGUAGCCGCAAUGUUCCUAGUCCCCGCUUCAAUGAGCUGAAAAUGCUGUUGGGUGUGAAGGCUGUGGAUAGUUAUGACAAAUAUUUGGGUUUACCCACCAUUAUUGACAUUGAGAGAAUGAUUAGCCGGUUUUACUGGAGUGGGGAUGCUUCCCGACGUGGGAUCCAUUGGCUCAAAUGGAACUCCUUAUGCAGGUCCAAGCUCGAUGGUGGGAUUGGCUUCCGUGAUUUCAAAGCUUUCAACACAGCUUUAGUAGCCAAGACUUGGUGGCGUAUUCAGAUGCAGCCAGAGUCUCUUUUGGGCCAAGUUUUUAAGGCCGUGUAUUUUCCCCGGACCACCCUGAGUGCUGCUAAGAAACAUGCGCGGCCAAGCUAUGCUUGGACUAGCAUUUCACGCACAGCAUGGGUGUUUAUGGAGGGAGCUCGAUGGAAUGUUGGUGAUGGCAAAGAGAUUGAUAUUUGGAGGGAUAAUUGGCUUCCAAGUGGAAAUCCCCUGAUUUAUCGCAAUGAUUUAGCCCAAACGGGUAAUCUAACUCAUGUUUGUCAUUUGAUGGUUCAUGAUAUGCAGGUCUGGGAUAGGGAUCUCAUCGAGCUAGUCUUUUGGCCACCCACAGCGAAGGAGAUUCUAGACAUCCCGUUACCUUGGAAGCCAUCACCUGAUGCACUAUUUUGGCCUUGGACAAUAGAUGGGGUAUACACAACCAAGACGGGCUACACUUUUAUUCGUCAACGACGCUUGCAUGAUGAGGCCUCCACCUCGUCCAACAGGGGUCAAAAUCAGCAAGCUAGUUUCUGGAAAGCUGUUUGGAAAGCUCAUGCUCUACCUCGGGUUAAGGAUGUAGUGUGGCGAGCUGUUGUGGGUAUUUUGCCGGUCCGCCAUGCCUUACGGAAGCGCGGGAUUGAGAUUGAAGAUGUGUGCCCCUUCUGCCAGGACAGCGCGGAAACAAGUGCCCGUGUGCUCUUCCAGUGCCCGAUAGUGGCACGUUGGUGGUAUGCAGCUCCCUUGAGCGUGCGGUUUCAACCAGCAGAGGAACCAGCAGAGUUUGUUAAGCAGAUUAUGGCCACUAAGGAUGAUGAGGUAAUUGCUAUGGGUUUCACUCUUAUUUAUGUUAUAUGGGAGCAUAGAAACAAGUCAGUUCAUGACUAUGUUCAGCCCUCCUUGGAUGCGGUUCUGCAACGUUUGGCUGCUCUGCUGUGCUAUGAUGAUGCGGCGGUUCUUCCUCACAUGGCAACCAGCACCGCUGAUCAACAACCAAUGGUGUGGAGAAGACCGGUAGGACAGUUUAUUAAGCUGAACUUUGAUGCUUCUUGGACUUUGGCCACAGGUGCAGGUAUGGGUAUGGUUGCGAGAAACUCACAUGGUGAGGUCAUGGCUGCAGCUACUAAUGGUCCUGUAGGCGCUCUUUCAUCUCUUGUUGCAGAGGCUAUGGCUUUCAGAUGGUGUAUUUCUUUGGCUCGAGAUCUUGGUUUUUUCCGGGUGGUGCUCGAAACGGAUUGCUUGCAACUGUUUGAGGCUUGGCAGCAGAACAAGCGUGGUGCUUCUUAUUUGUUUUCUGUUUUAAAUGACUGUAGGGCAAUGGUCUCAUUUUUUAUUAGCUUUCAUUUAUCUUUUGUUCGCCGCUCUGGCAACGCAGUAGCUGAUUCUUUGGCUAAGAGCUCCUCAAAAUUUUCCAACGUUGUUUGGAUUGAGGAAGUCCCGCCAGAGCUUGACCUUUUGGUGUCUUCAGAUGUUUUAGCCUCUAUGGCGCUUUAA